Molecule: messenger RNA, 2047 nt
Organism: Amphiprion ocellaris (clown anemonefish)
Lineage: Eukaryota; Metazoa; Chordata; Actinopteri; Pomacentridae
Gene: dnajc3a
Product: DnaJ (Hsp40) homolog, subfamily C, member 3a
Exons: 12
Coding region: 139-1650 (503 amino acids)
Biological process (GO): protein folding in endoplasmic reticulum
Cellular component (GO): endoplasmic reticulum
Molecular function (GO): misfolded protein binding; protein-folding chaperone binding
Source: RefSeq, a predicted model, not a curated record
CUCGGAUCUGGACGAGCAAUGCAGAGCAGCAGCCGACACAUGGGACGGUGGAGAAAGAAGCGAAACACGAGUUAAAACCACCUCAGCCGGCGUCUGUGGGACACAACGAGAGAGGAGCUGUCAGAUCCAAGUUCAACCAUGGUUUCCAUUGACCAUGUAGCUCACAAAAUCCUGACUUACAUCCCAUACGUUCUUGUUUUGAUUGAUAUGAGAUAUGAAGGGGUGAACUGUGGUAAGGAUGGGAGUGUAGACAAUCACAUGGAAAUGGGGAAGAAGCUCCUUGCUGCUGGACAGCUAGCUGAUGCACUUUCUCAUUUCCACGCUGCUGUGGAUGGAGAUCCAAAGAACUACAUGGCAUACUACAGGAGAGCUACAGUGUUUCUGGCUAUGGGAAAGUCAAAGUCUGCGCUGCCGGAUUUAAGCAGAGUCAUUGAACUCAAACCAGAUUUCACAUCUGCUCGGCUUCAGAGAGGAAAUCUUCUUUUAAAGCAGGGAAAGCUGGAUGAAGCAGAGAGUGACUUCAAGAAGGUGCUGAAGUCCAACCCCAGUGACAAAGAAGAGAAGGACGCCCAGAGCCAGCUGACAAAGUCGGAUGAAAUUCAGCGGCUGGUGGCUCAGUCACGCAGCAGCUUCAACAGCAAGGAUUAUAUGACAGCUGCUGCCCAGCUUGACACUAUCAUUGAGACUUGCGUUUGGGAUGUGACCUCUCGGGAGAUGCGAGUAGAGUGUUUUAUUCAAAUGGGAGAGAUGGGGAAGGCCAUCAGUGACCUCAAAGCUGCAUCCAAGUUAAAGAGCGACAACACCCAGGCUUUCUACAAGCUCAGCACCAUCUACUAUAAUCUUGGAGACCAUGAGAUGUCCCUCAAUGAGGUACGUGAGUGCCUGAAGCUGGAUCCUGAUCACAAGCAGUGUUUCAGCCAUUACAAACAGGUCAAGAAGCUCAACAAGCAGAUCCAGUCUGCAGAAGAACUCAUCCAAGAGCAGAGAUAUGAAGACGCAGUGAGCAAAUACGAGGCAGUGAUGAAGACUGAGCCCAAUGUGCACCACUUCACGCUCCUUGCCAAGGAGAGAAUGUGCCACGCGCUAGCACAGGGCCAGCAGGCUAGCAGAGCUAUUAAAGUUUGUAGCGAAGUUCUCCAGUCAGACCCGGAGAACGUUAAUGUGCUGAAGAACAGAGCUGAGGCCUACGUCCAAGAGGAGCAGUAUGAAGAAGCUAUUAAGGACUACGAGACUGCUGGAAAACACAGCGAGAAUGACCGUCAGAUCAAAGAAGGCCUGGAAAGAGCUCAGCGACUUCUCAAACAGUCUCAGAAAAGGGAUUAUUACAAGAUCCUGGGAGUGAAGAGAACUGCCCAGAAAAAGGAGAUUAUCAAAGCCUACAGGAAACUGGCACAACAGUGGCACCCGGACAACUUCCAGGAUCCAGAGGAGAAGAAGAAGGCGGAGAAGAAGUUCAUAGACAUCGCUCAGGCUAAAGAGGUUCUCACUGAUCCAGACAUGAGGACCAAGUUUGACCAUGGUGAAGACCCCAUGGACCCAGAGAGCCAGCAGGGUCACCAUCAUCACAACUUCCAUGGAGGUUUCCAUGGUUUCCAGGGUUUCAAUCCUUUUGGCUCUGGGCCCUUUAACUUUAAAUUCAACUUCAACUGAGGAGGCUUAUUAUCGAGCACAGAUGGAGUGGAUUUUUGUACUUUCCUCCCGUUUUAAAAGGGAGACCACUGGCAGAAGGAAUGUCACUACACAAGUGUUAUGGAGCAAAUGGUGACUGUAACUCAGCGACUUCAACUAAAGAUGCAUCUUUGUUGUUAAAUAUUACACCUUUGAAUUCCGAUUGGGGAAGGUCUGUUGCUAUGCUAACAAACGUCUGCCUUGUGUGAAACAGCUUUUAUCUUUUAAGAGUAAGUUCAUUCCGUCACAUCAUUUUCAUGCAUUGGACACUCUACAAUUCUCAUCCAUUCGUAAGAUUUAAUUUGUACAAAGGUACAGAGCUAUUUUUAUAUGAAUGGAAUUUUCUGUAACUGUAAAUAAAGAGCUAUUUAUGUAUUAA